Messenger RNA from Esox lucius (northern pike), 1606 nucleotides. Its product is annotated as intestinal mucin-like protein. The record is from RefSeq and is a predicted model, not a curated record. Lineage: Eukaryota; Metazoa; Chordata; Actinopteri; Esociformes; Esocidae. Gene Ontology annotation, cellular component: extracellular matrix.
CCCAUCAACUACUACUACGGAAACAACUACAUCCCCAACAUCUACUGCUACCAUAACCCCAUCAACUACAACUACACUUACAACUAUACCCCCCGCAUCUACCCUUACCAUAAACCCGUCAAUUACCACCAAAACAACUACACCCGCAACAUUUACUCUUACCACAAUCCCAUCAACAACUUCAACUUCACCAUCAUCCCUUAUGACUGUACCAACUUUAUCUCCAAUAACCACCAAUACUGCUACCUCUACCACAAACCCGACACCCACAUCCACACCAACUCCACCCAUAAACUGUCCAUAUGUUGAUCCACCAAGAAAGGAUGGUGAUUCUUGGAUGCCAAACAACUGCUCAACUGAUACGUGUGUGAAUGGUACAAUUAUAAAAACGUUUGUGGACUGUGAGGAUGUUGACGUGCCUGUGUGUGUAAAUGGAUAUCCACCACUGAAGGUCUACGACGAGUCCGGUUGCUGUUUUCACUAUGAAUGUGAAUGUAUUUGCUCUGGAUGGGGAGAUCCUCACUAUAUCACAUUUGAUGGACAAUAUUACAGUUUCCAAGAAAAUUGCACCUAUGUUUUGGUUAAAGAAAUUGUUCCUCGAUAUAACUUCAGGAUUGAGAUUGACAACUACAUCUGUGACCCAUCUAGACGUGUGACCUGUCCUCGGUCUCUUUUUGUCUACUACAAGUCCUAUACAAUUGUUCUCACUCCUAUCAACACGGAAACAACAACUAGUUUGGUCACCAUCAAUGGUAAGCAGUUCUUCCCCACUUAUUCUAAUGAAGACCUCGUGAUCACCAGUACUGGUGUCCAGUUACUGUUGAAGAUCCCAGCCAUUCAAGCAGAAGUGAUGUUCAGGAGUAUUCAGUUCAGCGUUUCCCUGCCUUACUCCCUUUUCCACAAUAACACAGAGGGACAGUGUGGCACUUGUGACAAUAAUAAGGAAAACGACUGCAGAUCUCCAAACGGUCAGAUCGCUCCGUGUCCUGACACGGCCCAUCUGUGGCAGAUUCCUGAUGCCAAUAAAACCUAUUGUAAACCUGGCCCCCCCCCCACCACCACCCCCCCACCACCCCCCUGCCAGCCAGACAGGACAAAGAUCUGUGACAUCAUCAUGAGCCAGGUCUUCAAAUCAUGCCAUGACGUGAUCCCACCGGGACCUUUCUUUGAGGCCUGUAAAUACGAUGUCUGCCACAUGACAAAUAAGACGAUCGGCUGCUCCAGCCUGGAGGCCUACGCCCAAACGUGUGUGGAACAUAGCGUCUGCAUUGACUGGAGGGGAUCAACUAACGGACUAUGUGGUAGGAGGGAACUUUGCACACUAAGUAACUGUGCUUUGAAGAAGAGCACCACCUACCUCCAGGUUCAUGACUGCAGGUCUGUUGUACCAGUGGAGCUGGCAGCUUGUGGGGGAGCCUGUGGAACAUCUUCUAUGUACUCUGCAGUGAAAAUGGGCUUGAUGCACUCCUGCUCCUGCUGUCAGGAGUUGUCGACCAGUGUGAGGCAGGUGGAUAUGGUCUGCUCUAAGGGAAGAAAGACCACUAAGUCCUAUAUUUACAUUAAUAAGUGUGGCUGCAAUAUCACUAAGUGUGACGACAAGCACUAA